This is a messenger RNA of Zingiber officinale, 1397 nucleotides long. RefSeq names its product zinc finger AN1 domain-containing stress-associated protein 15-like. The record is from RefSeq and is a predicted model, not a curated record. The transcript is spliced from 2 exons. Lineage: Eukaryota; Viridiplantae; Streptophyta; Magnoliopsida; Zingiberales; Zingiberaceae. The coding region runs from base 616 to 1077 and encodes 153 amino acids. Gene Ontology annotation, biological process: protein ubiquitination. Gene Ontology annotation, molecular function: zinc ion binding; ubiquitin-protein transferase activity.
CGUGUUGCAGAGGUGGAGGAUGAGAAUGAGACGGGUUCAGCUGGCUGAUGAGCAAAUAAGGCACAUCAAGAUCACAGAAUCCACUCAAUCAUGGGUGGCUUCAAUUAAUUGAUUAGAUCAAUAGUUUUUUUUUUCCUCUCUCUCUCUUUUCCAACCAUAUUUCCUUUUUUAUUUGAAGUGUAAUAAUCUCUUGUUUUUUUUUUUUUUUUUUUUUUUUUGUAAUUGGAGGUAUUUAUAAUUCACCUUUUUCUCCACCAUCUCCGAAGCUCCAACCUUUACCAUUUCUUUUCCUCUCCCUUGUUUCCCCCGUUUCUGUCGGCUUUCCUCGCACCAUCCGAUCGGGAUUUGUCGAUGUAGUUGGUAUUUGCGUGUUUCUACCUUUGAUUUCUGGGUUUAUUUGAGCGCUUGAGUCCGAUUGAAGCUUGAGAUUUUGUAAUCCAUCUAAAGGAUCUUCUUUUACUUUGCUUUUCCCUGUUAGAUUUGUUUUUUUUGGAGCUGUUUCUUCUCGAUUCCUAUCGUCGGUGUUGAUUUGUGCUCUUUGAUCGUGUUCGGGCUUCGAUCGGUUGUGCUCCGCUCGAUUAUCGGAAAAAGUUGAUCUCUCCGAAGAAAUUCAGAAUGGCUGGAGAAAGCUGUAACCUUGACAAAGACGAAGCGGAGAUCUUCAAGUCCUCUUCCUCUCCCUCUGCUUCUCCGCCACCGCCUCCGCCUCCAGCAUCACCGUCUUCCCCACCCCCGACUUCUGUUCUCCCAAAAUCCUGCGAGGAUUCCCCUAUCCAGAGAUCGGAAUCGCCGGCCCCCAAAAAGCCAAUCGCGGCUUCUUCCACGCCGAUUCUCGACGAGGAAUCCUCGAAGCCGGGAGAGGAAUCCCAGCCGCCUGUUAGAUUCAGCAACAGGUGCUCCGCCUGCCACAGAAAGGUCGGUCUCACCGGAUUCCGGUGCCGAUGCGGCGAUCUCUUUUGCGGCCGCCACCGUUACUCCGAUGCUCACGACUGCUCCUUCGAUUACAAGGCCUUUGGGAGGGAGGAGAUCGCCAGGGCCAACCCUGUGAUUAAGGCUGCCAAGAUCAUCAAGAUCUGAAGAUCGACCAUGGAAAUAUGUCUCAGUGGCUGUGUUAUAUCUGUGGACGCAGUGUAGGGUGGAAGAUAAGGUUAGUUGAAGCGUAGCAUGGAAAUGACCGCCAGUGUGGGCUCAAGCUUCUGAUGGCAUUGAUGAAGGCAGACUUGCUAGGCCUGGAAAAACUGAUAGGACUGGAAGUGGGCUCAGGGCUAACGAGAUGGGGAUCUUUCGACUCACAAGAUUUAGGUUUGAUGCCUUUAAUAUUGAUGGACCAAGUGAAUGAUUUCGAUGUAACUUUGAUCUGAUCUGCUUUUAUAUUUGAGUAUGGUGCUUAUUUUUCA